GAAAAGGGCCAGGAGGGAAAGAGGGGCAGCGAUGGUCAAAUGGGUCCGCUGGGCCCCCCUGGACAUCCAGGCCCGCCGGGGAGUACAGGAGAGCUGGGUUCUCCGGGCCUGCCUGGCAAGGAAGGUCCGCCUGGCAUCCAAGGACGGCCUGGUGACAAGGGACCAGUUGGGCUGCCCGGACAGCCUGGACCACCGGGCAUCCAAGGUUUGCAGGGUCCUCCGGGCAAUGCAGGUCCUGUGGGUUCCACUGGAGAACGUGGCGAACGUGGUGAAACUGGGCCACCUGGAGUCCGUGGGCCGCAGGGACAGAGGGGACCGCAAGGGGCACCUGGGCCACAGGGUCUGAAAGGCGACCGUGGUACUGCAGGAGAAAGGGGCUCCAAGGGUCACCGGGGUUUAGUUGGUCUCCAAGGACUGCCCGGACCAGUGGGACCACAAGGAAGCAAAGGACCAAUAGGAAACCCCGGACCUCCUGGUGCACCGGCUGUUCUUCAUCUGGCGCUGGCCAGGCUCGUCCAGUCUCGAGCCGGUUCCACGUCACAGCGUUGGAGGACGAACGCUGAAAGGGCGCUGACCCUGGUUUUCCCGAAUCUCCCUUCGACUGAGCGACGCUUGGACCUCAGGUCGACCUUGAAUGCGUCUCGCCUCAUCAACCAUCGACGUCUGGCCGAGUGCCGCUACUGA
Rhipicephalus sanguineus (brown dog tick) is the source of this 684-nucleotide messenger RNA. RefSeq names its product collagen alpha-1(X) chain. The coding region runs from base 40 to 684 and encodes 214 amino acids. The transcript is spliced from 5 exons. The record is from RefSeq and is a predicted model, not a curated record. Lineage: Eukaryota; Metazoa; Arthropoda; Arachnida; Ixodida; Ixodidae.